AUGCCAAGACUUUCCGCGCUGUAUCUGUCGUACAACGUAAUAGACAGGAUCGACGAUGAUGCUUUGAUGCUGGCAAAAUAUAUUAAGAGGUUGACAAUCAACGGUAAUAAACCCUUGCAACGAUUGAACCUUACAUCGACAUCACUGGUAGAUCUCAACGCUGCAGAAUGUAGUUUGAAUGGCACGCUGGAUACAUCUCACUUACCGAUGCUGGAAUCUAUCAACGUGAGAAAUAAUAGGAUUGCUCGGAUAAAUGAGGAUGGAUUUCAGCAGAAUCCAGAUAUAAAAAUUAUCUUGCUGGACGAUAAUUCAAUCGAAAAGGUCCCCACAAUACUACUAGGACUUCCUAUGAACAGGUUGGAGCAGCUAUGCAUGGACAGGAAUCCACUUCAACCGUGUGAUCAAACUGAUUAUGAAAUAAGAGGACUCCGCCGAAGUUGUUUGGAUGAUGAUAAUCCUUUGCAUGAGUUUGAAAACUAUCUACCGACUACUACUGGAAAAGCAGUAUAUAAGAAAACUCCCAUCCAUCUUCGUAGUAGUGAUGGAUUAACAGUAGACCUAUCGAAUAGAGAAAUUGUAUACAUAGAACCAGAUUACCUAGUAGAUGAUAGAAAUGUGACGAAUGUUUUAUUUGAUGAUAACCGUUCGUUUGAAUUUCAACAGGAUACGAUAUUUCUUAGAAGUUCUUCUGUUGAACUAAUAUCUUUAAAGAAUUGUUCAAUCACAACAUUAUACGAGGCUACAUUCAAAGAACUACCAAAUCUAGAAACCCUGCAUCUGCAGGGCAACCAAGUUCAAUCCAUUCAUUCCCAUUUAUUGUUCAAAAAUAACCCAACCUUAACAUUUCUGAGCCUCUCACACAACAAUCUUGAAUUGAUCGUUGCAAAUGCAUUUCAAAACCAUUCCCAGUUAGAAGUCCUCCACUUAGACUGGAACGGCCAUCUAUCAAAUAGCGCCCAUGGUCCAUUCCUUCUGAGCACAUCACUAAGGAAGCUCAGCUGCAGACACUGCCGGUUUGUACGGCUUGACAAUAUGACCCUGACAGGAUUACCAAAUCUGAUAGAACUAAACCUAGAACACAAUCACAUAGAACUAUUGGAAGCUGAUGCCCUUCAGUGGACCACUGAACUAAAGUACCUUAAUCUACGACAUAACCGGCUGGUGGUUUUUAAACCGAACGUCAACCAGCUAAACCAUAUGAAGACACUUUGUCUAGCUGGUAAUCCACAGUUUGACUUGGAACAAUUGCUGUUGCAUGACAUUCCGAAGAUUAAGCAGCUGAACAAAGAUUGCCAAGACGAACAAUUUUCCAACAACUUGGUCGAACGGUACAAAUUAAUAAAAGAAGCAAAACAUGGAACCAUGGAGUUGCUACAAAAAAUUUAA
Ochlerotatus camptorhynchus is the source of this 1386-nucleotide messenger RNA. Its product is annotated as leucine-rich repeat-containing protein 15-like. Lineage: Eukaryota; Metazoa; Arthropoda; Insecta; Diptera; Culicidae. The record is from RefSeq and is a predicted model, not a curated record. Gene Ontology annotation, molecular function: protein binding. The transcript is spliced from 2 exons. Bases 1 to 1386 code for a protein of 461 amino acids.